AUGGGUGAGAAACCAGUUGACCCCGAAGCCCCGGCACUGACUUCGCAUCGUGACGAGUCGGCUGGCUCCAUCGACAAGCAGGGGUCCUCCUCGAACGGGGAGACCGCUCGGGAAUGGACUGAGGAUGUGAAAAAGAGUAGUCCCGAACCGACUACCUCCGCUACAAAGCAGAAGAAUCCCUUGGCGGGCCUGACUCGCGAGGAGUUGUUUCGCGAUAUAGAAGAAUUCGCGCGCGAGAAGCAGUUGGAGCAUAUCGUGGAGGAGCUCAAACGGGGAGCUCUCGUAGCUCAGGAUCCCAAGGCCUUCGAGCAGCUGACCGAGUUGUCAGAGGAUGAGAAGGACUUGCUCCGUCGGGAGAAGACUCAUAGAUGGAGCCAGCCAUUUAUGAUGUACUUUAUGACAAUCCUCUGCGCAGGAUCUGCCAUUGUACAGGGCAUGGAUCAGACUGCUGUGAACGGGGCACAGGAGUAUUACUUCAAGGAAUUCGGCUUGACCAACAGGUGGAAACAAGGUCUUCUGAACGGCGCCCCGUACCUCUGCUCAGCAGUGAUCGGAUGUUGGACCACCGCGCCCCUCAAUCGCUGGUUCGGACGGCGUGGGUGUAUCUUCAUUUCGUGUUUUAUCUCCUUUGCCUCGUCCUUCUGGAUGGCCGCCGCUCACACCUGGUGGAAUCUCCUCUUGGGUCGAUUCCUCCUGGGGUUUGCCGUCGGUGCCAAAUCUACUACCACCCCGGUAUACGGUGCGGAGUGCUCGCCUGCCAAUAUUCGCGGCGCGCUCGUCAUGAUGUGGCAGAUGUGGACGGCUUUUGGUAUAAUGCUGGGGUACAUUGCGUCUGUUGCGUUCAUGGAUGUGACGCACUCGACUAUCCCCGGCUUCAACUGGCGGCUGAUGUUAGGGUCGACGGCCAUUCCUCCGUUUUUCGUCUGUAUGCAGGUGUACUUCUGUCCUGAGUCACCCCGAUGGUACAUGAUGCGGAACCGCUAUCAGGACGCGUACAAGGCGCUGUGCCAGCUGCGUCCUUCAACCUUCCAGGCGUCUAGAGAUCUAUACUAUAUUCAUGCCGCGCUGAAAGUGGAAGAGAAGCUCCGCGAGGGCAAGCAUCUCUGGCGAGAGAUGUUCACCGUUCCUCGGAACCGCCGUGCAGCGCAGUCGUCGUUUUUCGUUAUGUUCAUGCAGCAAUUCUGCGGAGUAAACGCAAUCAUGUACUACAGUUCCUCCAUGUUCGUAGAGGCAGGCUUUGACCUCCAGACGGCUCUUGUUGUUUCUCUGGGCUGCGGUAUCACUAACUGGAUUUUUGCCCUCCCUGCGGUCUAUACUAUUGACACCUUUGGCCGGAGAAACCUCCUCCUCACGACCUUCCCUUUAAUGUCGUUGUUUCUCCUGUUCACCGGAUUCUCAUUCUAUAUCCCAGACCAGACCGCUCGGACAGCAUGUGUGGCUACAGGUAUCUACCUCUACAUGAUAGUCUACUCACCAGGGGAAGGGCCUGUGCCAUUUACGUACUCCGCAGAAGCAUUCCCGCUGUACAUUCGCGACAUCGGCAUGUCUUUCGCCACAGCAACAACGUGGGGCUUCAAUUUCAUCGUGUCCCUGACUUGGCUGCCAUUGAGAGACGCCUUUACUGUGCAAGGCGCCUUUUGUUGGUACGCCGCGUGGAAUCUUUUCGGCUGGGUGUUCUGCUACUUUUGUCUGCCUGAGACAAAGGCGCUCUCCCUCGAGGAACUGGACCAGGUUUUCUCGCUGCCCACGCGGACCCAUGCCAACCAUUAUCGUCAUAUGCUGCCGUGGUAUGUGAAGAAGUAUAUUUUGCGGCAAGAUGUGCCACCGCAGAAGCUGUUAUACGACUACGAAUAA
Messenger RNA from Aspergillus terreus NIH2624, 1854 nucleotides. Its product is annotated as sugar porter family MFS transporter. Lineage: Eukaryota; Fungi; Ascomycota; Eurotiomycetes; Eurotiales; Aspergillaceae. Gene Ontology annotation, biological process: transmembrane transport. Gene Ontology annotation, cellular component: membrane. Gene Ontology annotation, molecular function: myo-inositol:proton symporter activity. The record is from RefSeq and is a predicted model, not a curated record. The transcript is spliced from 7 exons. The coding region runs from base 1 to 1854 and encodes 617 amino acids.